CUCGAGGGUCCUGAAUUGAUGAUUCAUAUGGGUCGGUUCGUCCAUUCUUGCGCCGUACCCGCUGUCGGCCUUAUCGCAUGCUGUCUUUGCUGCGUUCGUACAGCCAUGUCAACCUAGUUCCUUGGAUUCUCGAGGGUUCUGGAUGAUUUCAUCGGAUGAUCUACGUGUGUCGGUUCGUCUGGUCUCUCCUAUCCAUUACACCGUACCCGCUGCCGGCUCUAUCGCAUGCUAUCAUCGCCCUGCUCGAACAGCCAUGCCAGUCUAGUUCCCUUGAGUUCUCAUGUCCUGGAUUGUUUUCAUUGGAUGAUCCACGUGUGAAGCUGACUUCGGCCCUUUAUUAUUUACCGCCUUUCUGGAUUUUUGCUUCAGUGCUUUGUAGGUUUCUUUUGGUUGGGUGUUUCCUGAGUGUGUUCUCUCUUAUCGAUCGCCUGCGGCUCGUGCGCUGUAUUCGCUGACCGGUCACUUGUGUUCGCCGAGUGGGCCGGUAUUUUAAUCUCUUUCACCGUAUCCGCUGUCGGCCUUUUCCAUGCUGUCUUCGCCGCGCUCGAACAGCCGUGCCAGUCUAAUUUCUUUGGAUUCC
Molecule: messenger RNA, 580 nt
Organism: Cantharellus anzutake
Lineage: Eukaryota; Fungi; Basidiomycota; Agaricomycetes; Cantharellales; Hydnaceae
Exons: 1
Coding region: 156-455 (99 amino acids)
Source: RefSeq, a predicted model, not a curated record